This is a messenger RNA of Oncorhynchus kisutch (coho salmon), 1986 nucleotides long. RefSeq names its product gap junction delta-4 protein-like. The transcript has 2 exons. Gene Ontology annotation, cellular component: connexin complex. Gene Ontology annotation, molecular function: gap junction channel activity. The record is from RefSeq and is a predicted model, not a curated record. Gene Ontology annotation, biological process: cell-cell signaling. NCBI's taxonomy places the organism in Eukaryota, Metazoa, Chordata, Actinopteri, Salmoniformes, Salmonidae. The coding region runs from base 199 to 1434 and encodes 411 amino acids.
CAGGGGAACAGCUAGGGAACUUACGCUGGAGCCACUUGUCUACGACUCAAUGAGACCGUUGGAUUUGAAUUGGACUGAAUUGAAUCGAAGUGAAUUGGUUGAAUUGAAUUGGAUUGAUCAGACUGAAAUAGACCCUCGCUGAGUAACCUGGAUUGGAGGAAGGUAUACAGACCGUGGGAUGAGCUGCUUGUUUACACCAUGGAGAAGACGCGCCUAAUGGAAAUGCUCUUUAUUACUUUCAAUCACAACGUCACUUUCCUGGGGAAGACGUGGUUGAUCUUAAUGGUGGUCCUGAGACUACUCAUCCUCCUGUUCUCUGGCUAUCCCCUCUUCCGGGACGAGCAGGAGCACUUUGUGUGCAACACCAUCCAGCCGGGCUGCACCAACAUCUGCUUCGACGGCUUUGCUCCCCUCUCCCUCUUCCGCUUCUGGCUGUUCCAACUGAUCAUGCUCUGUCUCCCUCACAUGAUGUUCAUUUCGUAUAUCGUCCACAAAGUAUCGUCAGCGCUUCGUAUCGGAGGGAACUAUUUCCCCGGCAGCAGAAGUCCGGCAGGGGCUCUGUGUACCCAUCAACAUUCCCUACCAAAAGGGACGCCUAACUUUCUAAGGGCCUACCUCCUGGACCUGCUACUGCGUAUCUUACUGGAGGUAGCGUUCAGUACCGGACAGUACUACCUCUAUGGCUUCUCUGUCCCCAGGCGCUUCCAGUGCUAUGAGUCCCCCUGUACGUCCAUGGUGGAGUGCUACAUAUCCAGCCCCACAGAGAAGACCAUCAUGCUCAACUUCAUGCUGGGGGCUGCCUCCCUGUCUCUGCUACUGAGUCUGGCGGACUUGAUGUGCUCCGUGCAGCGCAUGGUGACACAGGGGAGAAGAGAGGAGGAGCUGAAGGAAGGAGGACUGUUCAUGAAUGAAGGAGUUGGGGAAGAUAUUGAAGUCCUGUAUGCCCAGAACGCUCUUAAAACUGUCCUAAAGAGAGGACAAAGUCACAUUGACAAACCGACCUCGAGGUGUAUCCCAAACAGUGACCUUUCACACGGACGAGUGAGAAUAAACAAUGAGACCCAGGUAAGGGUGGCUGCCCCACCCCUGCAGGGGAGAAGGCCACCGCGGAGAGCUGCAAGGAUGGAGCCUCCGCCACCAUUGAACGGUCGCUUUGUUCAUCCAAACCACAUCUCCCAUUCAUCUCCAGUCCCCCUCUCCCGGGGGUUAGAGAGAAACCCAGUGGUAGUCUCACGCCAGUCUACCCCCUCGCCAAUGAACAGUGGCCGGAGGCACGGCUGCUACAACGUGGUAGACUCAACACUCCUGGAGCAGCAUUAUGAUAGUGCAGAGUCCCGUGACAGACUCCAGGAGGAAGUCAUCCUGCAGGAAGUGGGGGUAAGGGGCACCUCAAGCUCCUCCAGUGGUUCUUCUUCCUUGUCAGAUGCGCAAUAAAGUUUAUUUGAAUUGUUUAAAUGUAUGUAAUUCUGUGCAAGGGCGAAACACAACAAUGUGACUGUCUUUUUUUUUUGUUAAACAUUGAUGAUUUAUUCAUUACUUACACUUGAAUGAAUUUUCCUCCUGAAUGUUAUAAUGGGCUAUACAUUACAUUUUGCUGACUUUAUACUUAGUGACCACCUUCUGUCUAUAGAGCUGUUUGUGUUGGCUUACAGAAUUAGAAUGAGUGACUCAAACAAUGCCAGUUGACCUUCAAGGACAAUGGUGGCAGCACACAGCUGUUGUUCAGCUCAAAUGUUUUUUCAUUGGCUUCACCAACAACAGUCAGACAAGACUGACAUGCUCCGGCCCCACUGAACGUCACUUGGAGAACUGAUUACCUUAAAUUAAAUGUCAAGCACAAUGCGCUUCUCUGCAAUGCGCUUUGGAUUGAAUCCUGUCCAAAGUCUUCAUCCAGUGUAGCAGUAGUGUAGGAUUUCAAACGAUCUUGAUUUUUUUUAUUCUACUUUAUUUUAUUUUUUAUAUUUUUUAUAAAUCAUUUCAACUACC